AGGCAGAAGUGGCCUCUUUGAAUCGCCGUAUCCAGCUGGUAGAAGAGGAGUUAGACCGAGCCCAGGAGCGCCUCGCCACAGCUCUGCAGAAGCUGGAAGAGGCAGAGAAGGCCGCAGAUGAAAGCGAAAGAGGCAUGAAAGUCAUUGAAAACAGAGCUCUGAAGGAUGAGGAGAAGAUGGAGCUGCAGGAGAUCCAGCUCAAGGAAGCCAAGCACAUUGCGGAGGAGGCAGACAGGAAGUAUGAGGAGGUUGCUCGGAAACUGGUGAUCAUAGAAGGAGAUCUGGAGCGCACUGAAGAGAGAGCCGAGCUUGCAGAGUCUAAAUGUUCCGAGCUGGAAGAAGAGCUGAAGAAUGUCACCAACAAUCUCAAGUCUCUUGAGGCUCAGGCUGAGAAGUACUCUCAAAAAGAGGAUAAAUACGAAGAAGAGAUCAAGAUCCUGACUGAUAAACUCAAAGAGGCGGAGACCCGUGCUGAAUUCGCCGAACGGUCUGUGGCCAAGCUGGAGAAGACCAUUGAUGAUUUGGAAGAUGAGCUUUAUGCCCAGAAACUGAAGUACAAAGCAAUUAGUGAGGAACUGGACCACGCCCUGAAUGACAUGACUUCCAUAUAAACUGAAAUCCACCAAAGAGGAGCAUCUCUGCACGCAAAGAAUGCUGGACCAGACCCUGCUAGACCUGAACGAGAUGUAAUGGAUCCUUGCCACUGCCUCUGCCACACGAUGCCCAGGGGCCAGCCCAGCCGCUGCUGACCUCUAACCCUUGGAGACCAGAGUUUACUUUCUGUUGCCAACUUGACCAAACGCAAAUCUUCUCCUUUGCCUCGGGGUUAAAGGCCAUCAGGUUGGGCAGAGCUUCAGACAGCAUUAUUAAGGGAAAUAAUCAAUGCAAUAAUGUUUGGGGAGCAUGUUUGAGAUGUAUACAUUUUGUAACUACCUUUUUUUUUUUGUAGCGACCAUUGUAAACAUUCCAAAUUAACUCAUGAGGCUGGGGAGCUACACUUCAAAGCUCUUGGCUUUAAAAUUUGGUAUUAACCUUCUGUUAAUCAGCUCCGGGCCACCCUGCUUUGGCAGGGGAGGAAAGAGGGUGUG
Tauraco erythrolophus (red-crested turaco) is the source of this 1088-nucleotide messenger RNA. Lineage: Eukaryota; Metazoa; Chordata; Aves; Musophagiformes; Musophagidae. The record is from RefSeq and is a predicted model, not a curated record.